ACGUCUUUUUACCGUUUGAUUUCGACGCGGCGAGAUUAUUUUUAGAAUAUUGUGUUUUAAACGCGUGUGUACACCAAAAUGGAUCAACAAUUAAUGGAUUUCUUCGACUUUUCGAAGGAGUUCGUGCGAGAAGAAGCCCCGCGCGGCCAUGUGUCGGGCGAUGUACACGCUUUUGAGACAGAUUCUCUCGAAUCAAAAAAUCCGAUCAAGCGCGAGAUUGUGGGCAAAGAAUAUGUUAAGAAAUUCGUGGACAAAGAGAAGCAGCGAAUGGAUGGGUUAUUCGAUUGCGACGACAUGGCGUCAAAGCGUAAUAAGACCCUCGACGACUUGGACAGCGAUGAUGAGAACGAAGCGUCUCCCAAUAUUCGCACCGAUGCCGAGUUUUACGAAAGGUACAAUUUCAACCUGAAUCGAGUUAAAGGUCUGCCGAUCUACGCAAAGCGUGAGGAGAUCAUCAAUGCCAUCAAUGAGAAUCCCGUUGUGAUAUUGAAGGGUGAGACGGGUUGCGGCAAGACAACGCAGGUGCCGCAAUAUAUUUUGGAUGAGGGUUUCAAGAGCAAACAAUACUGCAACAUCGUUGUGACCCAGCCACGCCGCAUUGCUGCCAUGUCCAUAGCGAAUCGUGUGUCCCAGGAGCGUAAAUGGGAGCCGGGCACCGUGUGCAGCUAUCAGGUUGGCCUCCAUCGACAACGUACAGCAUUUGCGGACACACGAAUUCUAUAUUGUACCACGGGAGUGCUGCUGAACAGCCUCAUUGCCAACAAGACACUCACCCACUACACACACAUUGUGUUGGACGAGGUGCACGAGCGUGACCAAGAGAUGGACUUUCUGCUGAUUGUGAUCCGUCGCCUGCUGGCCACAAACUCGCGUCACGUAAAGGUCAUUCUGAUGUCGGCCACCAUUGAUCCACGCGAGCUUUCUGAUUAUUUUGCCACCAAGAGCUCUGUGCCGCCUGUAAUCGCUGCCAGCCAUGGACGCAACUACUCGGUGGAUAAAUACUAUCGCGAUCAAUUGCAUCAAUCCAUCAACUGGGAGGGCCACAUGGAGGAGAUAGACAGCCCCGGCAUUACCGAGCAUGGCUACAGAUCAGCCAUUAAAAUCAUUUUGGUCAUUGACAACAUGGAACGCAACGAAAAAAGUACCGGCAAGAGCUACAAUCAGUCCUUGCGCGAGGGUUCCGUUCUCAUCUUUCUGCCCGGCAUUGGGGAAAUCAACAACAUGGCAGAUGUGCUCAAGGACAUGGUGAAUCAUGAUCCCAGCAUGAAGAUCAAUAUGGUGCGUUGCCAUUCCCUGAUGACGCCCGAAGAUCAGCGGGAUAUCUUUGAGCCAGCACCGCUCGGCUAUCGCAAGAUCAUAAUGGCCACCAACAUUGCCGAGAGUUCCAUUACCGUGCCGGAUGUGUCAUAUAUCAUUGACUUUUGCCUGGAGAAGGUGCUGAUCACCGAUACGUCGACUAAUUUUAGCAGCCUGCGACUGGUGUGGGCCUCAAAGACGAAUUGUCGCCAGCGUGCCGGACGCGUUGGUCGUCUGCGGAACGGUCGUGUUUAUCGCAUGGUCACCAAAUCAUUCUAUCAACGAGAGCUCUCGGAGUACAGCGUGCCGGAGAUGCUGCGCAAACCAUUGCAGAACUGUGUGCUCAAGGCCAAAGAGUUGAAAAUGGGCACACCGGUGGAGCUGCUGGCCUUGGCCCUGUCUCCGCCCAAUCUCUCGGAUAUCUGCAACACCAUACUGAUGCUCAAGGAAGUGGGCGCCAUGUACCCCACCAUCGAUGGCGACUACGAUCCCAUGGAUGGUGACAUUACCUAUUGGGGCACCAUUAUGUCCAAGCUGCCGCUGGACACGCACCUCAGUCGACUCAUUAUAUUGGGCUAUGUGUUCAAUCUGGUUGAGGAAACGAUCAUUAUAGCUGCUGGCAUUACCGUGCGUGGCGUUUAUAUAGACAGCUCGCGAUCCAACCAAAGGAACGACAAUUAUUGGAUGCAUUAUGUGUUUGCCGAUGGCUCUGGCUCCGAUUUGGUGGGCAUUUGGCGCAUCUACAUGACCUACUUGAAUAUGUGCGAGAAUAGCCUGCAAAAGGAUGCAUCUGUACAGUGGGCCAAGCGCUUUCAGCUCUCGUUGCGAGCGUUGAGCGAAAUGCAUUUGUUGGUGCAGGAACUGCGCCUGCGCUGCACUAAACUGGGCCUGCUGUCGAUAUCCUUCCCCAACCGACGCAUCAACGAUGAUCGCGAGAGAGCUCUAAUGCUCAAGGUGGUCAUCGCUGGGGCCUUCUAUCCCAACUACUUUGUGCAGUCAAAGUCAACGCCAGACGGCGAUCGCAAUAUGUAUGCGGUAAUCUCUGGUUUGGAUCCCUGCCGCACCGUAUUCUUCACCUCCUUCACCGACCGCAUCAUGGGGGAGCUGUACACGCGCAAAAUCAAGGAACUGUUCCUCGAGGCCAAGAUACCGCCUGAAAACAUCGAUGUGACCUUUGGGCCUGGAUCCGAGAAAGUUUUUGUCACCUUCAAGAAUGAUGGCUGCAAGCCCGAGGGCUCCACAUACAUCCAUGUCCCGGGGCGCAUCAAAACGGAGGUCUACAAGGCAUUGCGUAUGCGUACAUGUAUCUCUCAGCGUUCAAUGCUAGUGAUGGAAACAAGAUAUGCCCUAAAGUAUGUGCAGGACAAGAAGAUAGGGCAGGUCAUCGAGGGUCGUUGGAUACCCCCCUCGAAGCCAGUGGCCGUGGAACUUCUGGCCCUGCCGUCUGUCUUUGACAAGAAUAUAGUCGGAAAGAUUACAAAUAUUGUCAGCUGUGGCAAGUUCUUUUUCCAGCCCGAAUCCUUUGCAAACUGGAUUGUCAACAUGUCCGAGCAUUUCAAUUAUCCGGAGCAGCUGCAAAAUCAUGUGAAAAAUGCGGGCAGCAUCACCAAGGGGCUGCUGCUGCUGGCCAAGCGACAGGGCGAGUACCAGCGUGCCACUGUGAUUCGUGUGGAUACCCUGAACAGUCACAAUUUGCUGUUUUAUGUUCGCUUCAUCGACUACGGAGAUAUUGAGAAGCUACCGAUGGACCAGCUGCGUCUAAUGUCCCCGGAACUGUUGCGGCAGUACAGCGAUUUACCGCCGCGCGUGUUUGAGUGUCGCCUGGCCCUGGUGCAGCCGUCGUCGAUGGUCAGCACAAAUAAUGCCUGGCCCCAGCAGGCUGACGAUAUGCUGCAUGCCCUGGCCAAACGCGGACGCGUCCAACUAGAGAUAUACUCACUGGUACAGAACGUGGCUGCGGUCAAGAUACACCUGCAGGAGGGAUACCUCAACGAGCUGUUGGUUAAGGAUAAAUUGGCCCGUCGCACCGAUGAGGACUACAUGUCCCGCAUGGAUCAUGAUUUUCGGAUGCGCAAACAGGAAUCCCGCAGCUAUAUAACACCGCAAGAGAGGCAGCAGGUGAACGAAGAGUAUCUCCGCUCGAAGCAGCAGCCCCAGGAUAUGGACUUGGCUCCGCCACCGCCAGAGGAAUGCAAAAAGCUGCUGAAGCUCAAGGGUCCAUUCAGCACCCUAGAAUCGACCUUAUACUCCACCAUGCGUUCGGGCCUCAGCAAGACGGUGAAGGUGGAUCCUACUUCGGUGAAUUUCGUGCUCCUGGACGCCGAGCCGCAAGAUCAGCACGACAAGAUGAUUGUGGCCGCUAGCAUGAACGAAACUGGGCCCAACGGUCGCAUUUUGAAUCUGCGCGGCACCAGCUUAAUGCCCAACAUACCCGGUUUCGCAGCAAUUAUGACCAUGAUAUUCUGCCCGUGUGCACAGAUUAAAGCCAACAAGGCAAACAGCCGAUAUGUUUCGAUAUUGGCCGGACUUGGGCGCCACUCGCAAACAAUGCAAUCCUUCUACGAGGAUCAUGACAUGGUUAUAAACUUGGAUGUCAACAUUGACGAUGAUGAUGUUAUGCUGAUCAAUCAAAUCCGCUACAACAUUGACAGCACAUUCUUCAACCUUGAUGGCGACUUGUAUCCAUCUGCUGGUCUUACCGAACGCAUUUUAAUAUAUAAUACAAUUUAUGCUGCACUCAAUCGGCUUUUGAACAAGAAUCGAAGCUUUAUUGAGUCCAGUUCGCAUAACUCUGACUACGAGUGGCUAAAGAUGGAGGAGCCACGGGUUCCGGACUGUCAGCCGUAUGGAAAACGUUCCAUAUUCCCCAUGCACACCAUUCCGGAGCUGCGCGAAGAGAGUAUGGGCAGUAUUGUGCCACUGAUUGAGAACUGCAAGGAGUUGUACAAUUAUCGUAAUUUUGAGGGCACCUUCGACCCGAUGACCUGCAGGCUGUGCAAACAGUUACUGGAAACGGUUCCAGAGCUUCGCAUGCAUCUGCUUACCCAGCUGCAUCUUGAUCGUGAGGAGCAGGUCGGAUUCCGCAUGGAUUAAGGCUCAACAAGUUUCACAUUUAUCCAAACAUUUGACGCGAGCUCAUUUUGGGGCUCCAUUCUAUUAUGACUUUAUAUGCAGCAGAAGUUAUUUUUUGUUUUGUUUCUAAAGGUAUCUCCAUAAAUGAAUAUGGCUGAUCUUUAAUCCUAUGGAUUUUUAUUGUUAUUAGUUCUUUUCAAAUACUCAAAUCUCGAUUUAAAAUGUAUCUUUCGAUAAGAAACAUCAAAGAAUUUAUUUGAUAACUUUUUACAACAGACUUAUAGAGUCCGAAGGUCUUGAGAUAGUUAUCCUGGUCCGAGGAUUAACUAAAAUAGUUACUAAGAAUAUCCAUUACAGUCCUGCUGCACAGGUUGCGAAUGAAAUGAUUAUGAUUAUGUGAAGAACUCCCAACAUUAUGGACCAUCUUGCCACUCCAAAUAUGAGGAGCAUCGGUGUUAAGUUUUGAUCUUUGUAAUACUUAAUCCUCGAUUAUCGGAUGGAGUAACGAUCUUCCAAUGUUCAAAGAAUAUUAUUAUAUCCAGUUCCUAAACAAUUAAAAGUUAAUUAUAAAACUGCACAAU
Messenger RNA from Drosophila obscura, 4949 nucleotides. RefSeq names its product probable ATP-dependent RNA helicase spindle-E (gene spn-E). Lineage: Eukaryota; Metazoa; Arthropoda; Insecta; Diptera; Drosophilidae. The coding region runs from base 79 to 4389 and encodes 1436 amino acids. The record is from RefSeq and is a predicted model, not a curated record. Gene Ontology annotation, molecular function: ATP binding; RNA binding. The transcript is spliced from 10 exons. Gene Ontology annotation, cellular component: intracellular anatomical structure.